GAUGGCUGAAGGUUCAGAGUUGUCAUUUUUUGAUCUCCACAUUGUUCACGAUAAUUUUGAUCGUGCACUUGUUGAAGGUGAUGAUGUCGACAUCAAAGCUUAUCUCGAGGCUUAUAAUGAACUCUAUAAAUUCUUUCAACUUAUGGGCACGGUUUUUAGCUUUGUUUCCUCAGACUUAAAACAAAAAAUUGAUAUUUUGAAUGAAUUAUUAAAGGAAAAUAAAUAUCAAACUAUAAAAUCAAUGAUUGAUCAUGAAAAAGAAAAUAAAUUGCUUGAAAAAGGAGAUUAUACGAAUGGAUCUAGAACUCUGUUGCGUCUUCAUCGAGGACUUGAUUUUAUUAGAGAAUUUUUGAGACAACUGGGAGAUUUGAAAGAUUCUGAAAAAACAUCGAGUUGUUGCCAGGAUGCGUACAAUAAAACUUUAGCUAAACAUCAUCCUUGGGUAAUAAAGAAAGCAGCUAUUGUGGCCAUGUAUACCAUGCCAACUAGAGAAGUAUUAUUCAAAAAAGUUUGUGGAGAUGAAGUUCAACGUAAUAUAGAUAUACUGCCGAAAAUGUUGGAAGUAACUGCCGAUAUAUUUAAUCGAACACACAAUCUUUACGAAUUACACGGACUUCACAGUUUACCAUAGGAAAAAAUUUAUUAGUUUAAAAUUUAAUUUCUCAAGUCUUUAUUAUGAAAAUGCUACUUGAUAUUUGUGCAAUACUUUUAUAAAAAAUUUUUUUCUUACAUUUAUAAAUGGAAUCAUUCCAA
Messenger RNA from Chelonus insularis, 753 nucleotides. RefSeq names its product ceramide-1-phosphate transfer protein. The transcript is spliced from 4 exons. Gene Ontology annotation, biological process: intermembrane lipid transfer. Bases 2 to 631 code for a protein of 209 amino acids. The record is from RefSeq and is a predicted model, not a curated record. Lineage: Eukaryota; Metazoa; Arthropoda; Insecta; Hymenoptera; Braconidae. Gene Ontology annotation, molecular function: lipid transfer activity. Gene Ontology annotation, cellular component: cytoplasm.